UACGGUAACGUCCAUCUGCUGUUCCUCAGCUGAUAUGAGACAUCCUUCGCCCCCGCCGCAGCCUGCUCAGACCCUAUCUCUCUGCUGCUGCCGGAGCAGCCAGUCCUGCUCCGUCUUGUCUUCCUUGUGCCCCCCCAGUCAGGCAGCGUAACUAAAUGAUGUUAGACAAUCAGGACUUUUUGCUGGAGUCUUUCCCGCGCGAGCUGACUCAGAACCCGCUGAGGAAGAUCUGGUUGCCGGGCAAAAGCGGCCACAUAGCGCAGAGACGCGUAUGCAUGACCAACUGUCCCACCCUCAUUGUGACGGUCGGACUUCCUGCCAGAGGAAAGACCUACAUCUCCAAGAAGCUGACCCGCUACCUAAACUGGAUAGGAGUGCCCACCAAAGAGUUCAACGUGGGCCAGUACCGCAGGGAGUGUGUCAAGAUCUACAAGUCCUUUGAGUUUUUCAGCCCCGAUAAUGAAGAAGGCGUAAAAAUCAGACGUCACUGUGCCAUGGCAGCUCUUAACGAUGUUCGACAGUACCUGAGUGUGGAAGGAGGCCAAGUGGCGGUGUUUGAUGCCACAAACACAACAAGAGAAAGAAGAGGAGCCAUUGUCAAGUUUGCAGAGCAAAAUGGGUUCAAGGUGUUCUUUGUGGAGUCUGUGUGUGAAGACCCAGACGUCAUCGCACAAAACAUCGUGCAAGUGAAGCUGGGCAACCCAGACUACAUCCACUGUGACACUCAGGAGGCCAUUGAGGACUUCAUGAAGAGGAUCAAGUGUUAUGAGUCGUCCUACCAGCCUCUGGACGACGUGUUGGACAGGGACGUAUCCUACAUCAAGAUCAUGGACGUGGGCCGUCGUUACCUGGUGAACCGCGUGCAGGACCACAUCCAGAGCCGAAUCGUGUACUACCUGAUGAACAUCCACAUCACGCCGCGCUCCAUCUACCUGAGCCGCCACGGCGAAAGCGACCUCAACAUCAAAGGACGCAUCGGCGGUGACUCGGGCUUGUCAGUGCGAGGCAAAGAGUAUGCCAAAUGUCUGAUGAAGUACAUCCAGGACCAGAACAUCAAGGAUUUGAAGGUUUGGACCAGCCAGAUGAAGAGAACCAUCCAGACUGCAGAGUGUCUAGGAGUGCCCUAUGAACAGUGGAAAUCCCUCAACGAAAUCGAUGCCGGUGUGUGUGAAGAAAUGAUGUAUGAAGAAAUCCAAGAACAUUACCCCAUGGAGUUUGCCCUCAGAGACCAAGACAAAUACCGCUACCGCUACCCCAAAGGAGAGUCGUACGAAGACCUGGUGCAGAGGCUGGAGCCUGUCAUCAUGGAGCUGGAGAGGCAGGAGAACGUGCUCGUCAUUUGUCACCAGGCCGUCAUGCGAUGUCUUCUCGCUUAUUUCCUCGACAAGACUGCAGAUGAGUUGCCUUAUCUUAAGUGUCCUUUGCACACGGUGUUGAAACUGACGCCAUUGGCUUACGGAUGCAAAGUGGAGUCCAUCUACUUGGGCGUGGACGCCGUGAACACGCACAGAGAGCGACCACAGAACGUGAACGUGCAGCGGAGUACGGAGGCCGCUCUCAAAACCGUCCCGGCGCACUUCUGAGCUCCUCAUGCCUCGCGCUGCCACCGCCUCCUGGCCGACACGAAGACGUUUACAAUGUGUCUGAGAAGGCAAACGUGUUUGUGCUUUGAAGUGGAUAGACGCUGAAGUAUUCAUCGCUGCUGUGUUUUCACGCCCUCACCAAAACUGUUAAAGCACUGUGACUAAAUGUGACUAAAUGUGGUGUUGACAUGUUGCAGUAGUGUGGAGGUGGCGAUGGACUUUUUUUUCCUCCAUGUUCUGUGUGUCGUCGUCGUCGUCGUCAUCGUCAUAAGCUGCGUCAGUGACGAGGAGGAGGAUACAGUGGCCACUGUCAUGUUUCCUGCUUGCUUCUACUUGACGUUCCAAGAGCCUUCUGAACAUGCAGGAUAAUUAAAAAAAACAAACUUACUCAUCAUUUGGGAUGAUUCUUUGAAGGAGUAAGACGGCGGUGUCCAAAGUCUUUAUUGGCCCUCAGCACAUUCUGAAAAUGAGACAAAUUCAUUAUUAGACUACAUUGUUAAAUAUUGACUUGACGUCAGCAAUUUCUUCAAAAGGAUUAGCAUAUAUUAACCUACAAUGGUGUCAAACUGUAUCAAAGUGGCCCCCAGUGGAAGACAUUUGGACACCCCUGAUCGAAGCAGACUUGCAUUACUUCAUACUGCAGCAAGUGUUAGCACGUUAAAGGAAAAGUGCACUUUUUUUUUUGUAAUGUUGCCCAUCCUCCACAAUACUUAUGUGAGACAUGAACACACGUCUUUCUCUUAGAAGGAAAAACAGGUAAAAAGAGGCAGUUAAUUAAUGCACAAAAUGGGACACACCUCCAAAAAGCGCCAACAAGGCUCCAUUUCCAUAAAGUGAGCUGCCUUUGAACCACGUUAUUGUUAUGCCCAAGAACUACCUUAAUGGCGUAGUGACACCUCGCCACACCACAGCGGAUAGCGACUAGCACACUUGCUCUCAAUGCCUCAGGCCACUAGCUAGCCAAAGGUGACACUACAUAUUGGAGCUGCCGCCACUGCUGCUGUGUUUUUGUUUUUGACGCUAGGUGUAGCCUUCCUUUCUAUGUUGCUAUGUGAGAUCAAUGCACCCAGGAAGGAAGUUCCCAAAAUACUACAAGUAUGACAUGUUAUCAUGAAUGUACCUGUUACUACAUGCUCACAGCAUGGAUAGAAAACCUUGUUGGAGCUUUUUGGGGGUGUUUUAAUAGCGGCCUUUCUGGGCGGCAUUAGGUCGUAUUAGGGCCGCAUUGGGAAAAAAAAAAAGAGAAAGUCAUACAUUUACGAGGAAAGUGGUAAUAUUAGGAGAAUAAAGUGUUAAUAUUAGGUGUGAUGGAAUUUACGACUUUAACAACUCAAAUUUCCGAGAACAAAGUCGUAAUUUUAUUAUGAUUUCCGCAUAAAUGUACGAUUUUAUUCUCCAAGUCUCCCAUUUAUUUUUUCCCCCCAAUGUGGCCUGUCGUACGGAACAGUUGUCCCAUCACGUGCAUGAAUUAGCUGCCUCUUUUGACCUGUUUUUCUAUCUUUAGAAGAGCUUUGCAGUGUUCAUGUCUCACAUAAGGAUUGUGGAUGAUGGCCAACAUUUCCCAAUGUUCUACAAAGUACAUAAGAAAAGAAGUCUUACCUGCCUUGUCCACAUGCACAAAUGUCAAUAAAGCUUAUUCACAACAGGACAAGCAAACGUAUUCUUCAUCUU
This is a messenger RNA of Dunckerocampus dactyliophorus (ringed pipefish), 3254 nucleotides long. RefSeq names its product 6-phosphofructo-2-kinase/fructose-2,6-biphosphatase 4b (gene pfkfb4b). Lineage: Eukaryota; Metazoa; Chordata; Actinopteri; Syngnathiformes; Syngnathidae. Gene Ontology annotation, biological process: fructose 2,6-bisphosphate metabolic process; fructose metabolic process. Gene Ontology annotation, molecular function: fructose-2,6-bisphosphate 2-phosphatase activity; ATP binding; 6-phosphofructo-2-kinase activity. Gene Ontology annotation, cellular component: cytosol. The record is from RefSeq and is a predicted model, not a curated record. The transcript has 14 exons. The coding region runs from base 156 to 1583 and encodes 475 amino acids.